Messenger RNA from Nyctereutes procyonoides (raccoon dog), 948 nucleotides. It is a transcript of the gene TMEM255B, whose product is annotated as transmembrane protein 255B. The coding region runs from base 1 to 948 and encodes 315 amino acids. The transcript has 9 exons. Lineage: Eukaryota; Metazoa; Chordata; Mammalia; Carnivora; Canidae. The record is from RefSeq and is a predicted model, not a curated record.
AUGCAGCCCUCGGUGCCCGGGCCCCUGGCCUUGCUGGAUGCCACAGAAGGGUUUUCGAAGAGGAAGAAGACCUCCCUUUGGUUUGUGGGGUCUCUACUCGUGGUGUCUGUCUCCAUCCUGACCAUCGGCCUGACUGCCACCACCAGGACAGAGAAUGUGACCAUGGGGGGCUACUACCCAGGAAUCAUUCUGGGCUUCGGAGCUUUCUUAGGAAUUAUUGGCAUCAACCUGGUGGAGAACAGAAGGCAGGUGCUGUUCGCGGCCAUCGUGUUCAUCAGCUUUGGCGUGGUGGCGGCCUUCUGCUGUGCCAUCGUGGACGGCAUGUUUGCAGCUCGGCACAUAGAGCCCAGGCCCCUCACUGCGGGAAGAUGCCAGUUUUUCGCCAGCGAGGUGGGCUAUGUGCACGACACCUACCAGACGGAGGUCACCUGUCACUCCUUGAAUGGCCAGUGUCAGCUGAAGGUGAGGAGCAGCACGUGCUACUGCUGUGACCUCUACAACUGCCAGAGCACUGAACACCCUCCUGCCUAUUAUGAGUUCGUGGGGGUGCAUCGCUGCCAGGACGUGCUGCACCUGUACCGGCUGCUCUGGGCCUCGGCACUGCUGAAUGUCCUGGGUGUGCUCCUAGGCAUCGUCACAGCAGCAGUUCUGGGCGCCUUCAAGGACAUGGUCCCUCUGUCCCAGCUGGCCUACGGCCCGUCUGCUCUGCCUCAGAUCCUCUACAACCCCGCCCAGCAGAUCCUGGCCUACACGAGCUUCUGCCCAUCGCCCGCGACCCUCCCCACCUGCUCGUCCUACCCUCUGCCUCUCCAGCGCUAUGGCUGCUUCCCAGCCUCGACUCCCAGGGACCCCCCUCUGUCUGAGGAUGUGCAGCCUCCCAACACACCACCUCUCUGUGCUCCAGCCCACUUCCUCCCAGGGGAGAAGCCCUGCCCCUACACUCCAUGA